Messenger RNA from Striga hermonthica, 939 nucleotides. Lineage: Eukaryota; Viridiplantae; Streptophyta; Magnoliopsida; Lamiales; Orobanchaceae. The record is from the annotation of a GenBank genome assembly.
AUGUGGUUAUUUAGCAGAAAAUGGAAUUCGGGCUUCUCAGCUAGUUCCACGGCGGAGCAAGCCACCGAAGGGAUUGAUGGGUCGGGUCUCACCGCCAUUGUUACAGGAGCUUCGAGUGGAAUCGGGGCAGAAACUGCAAGGGUACUCGCACUGCGAGGUGUCUACGUCAUCAUGGCAGUACGAAACAUCUCGACCGUACAGGAAGCCAAACAGGAAAUCAUCAAUAGAAAUCCGAAAGCAAAAGUCGAUGCUAUGGAGUUAGAUCUUAGUUCUAUGACAUCUGUCAGGAAAUUUGCAUCAAAAUUCAAUUCCAUGGGUCUUCCUCUGAAUGUACUCGUGAACAAUGCUGGAGUUAUGGCUACACCCUUCAUGCUUUCGGAAGAUAACAUAGAGCUGCAGUUUGCAACAAAUCACGUGGGACAUUUCCUUCUGACAAAUUUGCUGUUGGAAACCAUGAAGAAAACAGCCAUUGAAACGAGUCGAGAAGGAAGGAUAGUGAACGUGUCAUCCAGGCGGCACAAGUUUUCAUAUCCUGAAGGGAUCCGCUUUGAUGGUAUUAAUGAUCAAUCAAGGUACAACAGCUUAACUGCAUACGGACAGUCAAAGCUUGCUAAUGUGCUGCAUGCUAAUGAAGUUGCCAGACGUUUGAAGGAUGAGAAGGUGAAUAUUACCGCUAAUUCAGUUCAUCCCGGAUUAAUCGCCACCAAUCUAUUCCGUUAUAACAGCUUUGUAAAUGGUCUGAUUGCUGCUCUUGGUAAGCAUGUGAUGAAAAAUGUUCAACAGGGAGCAGCAACAACGUGUUAUGUGGCACUGCAUCCAGACGUUAAAGGGAUGAGCGGAAAAUAUUAUGCAGACUGUAACUUGGCUGAGCCGAGCUUGCAAGCUAAAGAUCAAGAAUUGGCCAAGAAAUUGUGGGAUUUCACCCAUAAUCUGAUAUAG